Molecule: messenger RNA, 993 nt
Organism: Besnoitia besnoiti
Lineage: Eukaryota; Apicomplexa; Conoidasida; Eucoccidiorida; Sarcocystidae
Product: SAG-related sequence
Exons: 2
Coding region: 1-993 (330 amino acids)
Cellular component (GO): membrane
Source: RefSeq, a predicted model, not a curated record
AUGGAGCACGACUGUGGAACGCAGCAUCGCUCGAGAGGCUUCAUUCUCCAGGCGCGAAUGCUACUUAUGUUUUGUGUUGGCGGAUUGCCGCUUCUCACUAGUGAACAAGCAACGGCUCAACGGGUGCAAAAUGUAGUUCAGCAUCGCACUCUGCUGCAACAACAUGCGUCAGCCUCAGGCAAACUUGUGCGUAAGUGCUGGCUGUCUCACGAGAACACAAACUCUGAUACACCUGCUCCUGCGACGCUGUCAGCGGGACAACUCAGCGUCUCCUUGCGAUGCCUUGGGAACGGCAACCAAGUAGUGCCUCACGAUGAAGAUAUGCAAAGGGUGUGCAAUGCUGGGGAGGACGCAAUGACAGUAGCUGAGUGCGCUGAGCGGGAGGCCAAGCAAAUCAAACUAAGAGCGCUCCUCGGUGCAAGCAGCGAUAUCACAUGGAGGAAGAAGCUUAUCAGUGGAUCCAAUGGAGAAAAGUGGAAGCUAAAAUUGCAAGUUUCAGAGCUCCCUCUGAGCGAUGAGCAGUUCGUCGUCGGUUGUCGGCAUAAAUCUGGUGAUGCUGACUCCCAGUGCAAGUUGGUGGUCACUGUCGAAGCGCGAGUGUCAUCUGCUGUGGGGAACGUCGUUACUUGUGCUUAUGGAAGGCAUAGCAAUGCAGACACCUUGCGUGCCGAGCUGUCCGAAGAAAACCGUACAUUAACUAUUGACUGUGGGGCGACCGGCCGUCUUCAGCAUGCAACGUACCCUGAUCCUUGCUCUCCCAGCGAAGCAGAUACGGAGGACUGCCAAACUACGAACGAGGAUCUCUUCCCGAAAUUCGACGAGAGCUGGUGGAGAGAGGAUAGUAGAGGCGAAAACCGUCAUACUCUGCGGAUCCCCAAGGAGGAAUUCCCUGCUGGAAGCGGGCAAUUCGUUGUGGGCUGUGCGCCUAGUGAUGAAUCUGUCCAGCCUCCAGGAGCUCUACACGAAAAGCAGGGGGUUCGUCGCGGGGGUUAG